ACAAGUAUGGCGGUCUAAGGGUUGUGGCGACUGUUUUGGUGGCGUAAAUAAUCAUCGCGUGCCUUUUUAAAGCAUAUUGCCCUCGGCAUUCGAGUUUAACUGAAGGCUACAACUACAGUGCGACUAACAUCAUCAUGCCGUCUUCUUGUGACUCUCUGAUGGAAGACAUCGAGGACAUGGUGUCUUCUAGUGACCCCACUCCUCAUGAAAGACAGUCUGCUAGAAAAAGUAUCAUACCAAGGUCAAGGAAGAAGAAAGAGCUCCUGAGCGAUGAGGAGCUUCAAGCUGACAGUUUGAUCCCUGGUACCCAAAAGAUCUGGAUGAAAACAUGGGGCUGCAGUCAUAACAACUCAGAUGGGGAGUACAUGGCUGGGCAGCUGGCUGCCAGCGGGUACAAGAUGACUGAUGACCCGACAGAAGCAGACGUGUGGUUGCUCAACAGCUGCACUGUGAAAAACCCUGCAGAGGAUCACUUCAGAAACUCAAUCAAAAAAGCCCAGGAACAGCAGAAAAAGGUGGUAGUAGCAGGAUGCGUUCCCCAGGCCCAGCCAAGGAUGGACUACCUCAAAGGUCUCAGCAUCAUUGGGGUCCAGCAGAUUGAUCGAGUGGUGGAAGUAGUGGACGAGGCUGUUAAAGGCCACUCAGUUCGUCUGUUGGGUCAGAAGAAAGAUGGAGGCCGAAGACUUGGAGGAGCUCGACUGGACCUCCCCAAGAUCAGGAAGAAUCCUCUCAUUGAAAUCAUCUCAAUUAACACUGGGUGUCUGAAUGCGUGUACCUACUGCAAGACGAAGCAUGCAAGAGGAGACUUGGCCAGUUAUCCCAUAGAGGAGCUAGUGGAGAGAGCAAGGCAGUCUUUUCAGGAGGGAGUGUGCGAGAUCUGGUUGACCAGUGAGGACACCGGUGCUUACGGUAGAGACAUAGGGACAGACCUGCCCACGCUGCUGUGGAGACUGGUGGAGGAGAUUCCCGAAGGUGCCAUGCUAAGGCUGGGGAUGACGAAUCCACCAUAUAUCCUGGAACACCUAGAGGAGAUGGCCAAGAUUUUGAAUCAUCCACGCGUCUAUGCCUUCCUCCACGUUCCCGUGCAGUCAGCCUCUGAUAGCGUACUGAUGGAUAUGAAGAGAGAAUAUUGCAUUGACGACUUCAAACGAGUGGUAGACUUCCUUAAAGAAAGAGUCCCUGGUGUAACUAUUGCUACAGAUAUAAUCUGUGGUUUUCCCGGAGAGACCGAGGAAGACUUUCAAGCAACCAUAGACUUGGUGAAAGCCUAUCGAUUCCCCAGUCUUUUCAUCAACCAGUUUUACCCCCGACCCGGUACACCUGCCGCCAAGAUGGAGCAAGUACCAGCACAUGUGAAGAAGCAAAGAACUAAAGAGCUGUCGCAGGUCUUCCACUCUUACAACCCUUAUGACCAUAAGGUAGGGGAGAGACAGCAUGUGUUAGUGACAGAGGAGUCAUUUGAUUCCCAAUACUAUGUGGCUCACAACAAGUACUACGAACAGGUGCUGGUACCUAAAAGGGUGGAGUUUAAAGGAAAGAUGAUUGUGGUGGACAUCUAUGAGGCAGGAAAACACUUCAUGAAAGGCAAACCAGUUGAGGAAAGUAAGCCGUUCACUCCUUCCAUUGCCAUGCCGCUUCAGAAAGGAGAGGUGUCUGGUCUGCUGCAGGAACAAAAGGUCAAUGGCGUCCAUGUUUCUGCUCCCACGCCUUCUUCGUGCACCUUCUCUAUUGGAUCUAAUAGUCUGGACAGAGAAAUGCUGAAGAAGAUUGGGAUCGGGCUCGCGCUGGCAGCAGUCAUCUUGGCUUAUAUUGUACAGAGAGUGUACUGAACAAUGACUGUUGUGUGCAGUCUUUCUUAUUGUAAUGUCAAUACCUUCUCUUGGCAGUCUAUCGGCAUGGUCAAACGGCUUCACCGAACACCUUUUAUACCAGUCUUUUUGGUACAAAUAAUUCACCAGAUUUAGGAUUUCAUUUAGAAUAUUUUUUAAGUGCUGAUUACUUGUGACAGUGACAGUAGAGCCAUUUCUUGCUUAGGAAAAAGGUAAAAGUGUGUUUUGUUUAGUUCUUACUGAUGGCUACUGAUGCAGCUGUUACACAGAUAUUCAGUUGAUCAUACAUUCAGGGCUUUACCAUCAGUACGAGAAUCUGAUCUGUCACUCUGCAUCCUUUUAAAUUGGAACGUGAUUAAGCUUGGUUUAUUUCAUUUCGUGAAACUGAGUGAUGAUCUGUGUUAUACUUAGAUUAAAGUGUGUACAACUUCAUUUCACAGUAUUUAUUUUUUGAAAGUGAGACAUGAACAUAUUUUCAGAACUAAAUGAAUGUCAUUUAUGUUGUUUUAAAAUGUUAACCUUAUGUUUCAUUGUUCAAGAAGUGCUUUGUGUUUAGAGUUUUUCACAAUAAUUCAUAGAAUAUUUGGCAUAGAUGCCAGGCGAACGAUUCUAACUGCUGGGAUUCAUUUAUUAUUGACACGCAUUGUGUCACCACGCACACAUUUUACAAGUAAGAUGUAGUUGUUUGCUUCUAGCAUACAAGGUUCCCUAUGUUCUCCAAUAGGCCUCCGUCACACAGAUCUAGAGAACGGUCAGAAACCGCAACCACAGGCUGCGAUAGAAAAAUCCCCCACCAGUUGCCAAGUAGUUGCUGGCUGUCGCUGAGUGACAUUGGUUGCAAAGAGGUAUACAGUCCUGCACAUCCUUGUAAUUUCUUUGGUAACCAGCAGGCAGCCGUUGUCACGUGUAGUUUCCUUGUCUCCAAACACACUCUAACUGCUUGCCUAGCAGUAGUGAAACUGUAAAAGUUGCUCCUUUUAAACCUGUUGGUUAAAGGAAUAAAGCACAACUUUUACUUUGUGUCACACUUUUUCCCACUUUCACUGCUGCUCAGCGACUAGAUCUAAUGCCCGGAUAAACUAUAGGUGACUAGCAAUCUGCUAGCAACCAAAGCAAAGAGGUUUUUGGUGCAGCACCCUCUUUGAUACAACAAACAGCAGGGAAUACACAUUUUCCCAAGCGAUCUGUAGUUCCCAGAGGGUUACCAAUUGGUCUCUAGGCAUGUGUGGCUGACUUGCAGUGGUAUCUAGCUGAUUUCCUGCCAUGCCAAUCUAAAUAACGAGUAUGAUUCCACCUCCAUCAUUCAUUCAUAGGGUUCAUAAUUCACAUGUGGACAAAAUUCAAAUAGUUGGAUAGCAGCAGAAAUCUCAAGUGCACCGAUAUCAUACCACUGCUGGAUUUUACCAAAACUUGCUUGUGUUUUUUUUGUUUGUUUAGUUCCCCCCCUUUCUAUAAUUCCGGUGUAAUUACCCUCCAAUACAACUCUCUAUAGUUAGAUUGUUUUUGGUUAUUGUCCCAACCAUCCAGAAUUGUUAAAUAAAGGAUAAAAUCCAUUUGCCAUGAGUAAAACUGCCAAAGUGUUGAUUGAUUGACUGAGUCAUUGAAUUAUUGAUUGCUCGGUUGUUGUCAUGCAUAGAGUUUCCCUGUGUUGCUCUCUAAUGUCAGGCUGUUUGGACCUACAGCUGUCCCAGUGCAAGCUCUAAAAACCCCAGACAGUUAAUAAUGCAUGCCCCAAUUUAUGUGGCGCUUCACUGGGACGUGACUCCACCAGUAUGUCUGUAUUUGUGUGUUUGUGUGUGCGCGCGCCCUGUGCAUAUUUAUUUCUAGUCACUCACUUAGCUUGUUUAUGGGCUUGUGUCAAAAGUUGUGUGUGUCAGAAAAUUCCUCUGCCGUCUGAUGUCUUGUCUGUAGGGUCGUCCUGUGCUUAAUUUAGCAGAAAGUCAGCAUGUGUGCGUCUCUGUUUGUGCGUGCGUGUGUGCGCGCGCGUGCUUUAGAACUGACAGGACUCAUCGCUCUCUUAUUCAAAAAGCCCUCUUGUUAGAUAUACCACUGCUUGUAGCCUACAUACACACAGGCUUUGUAUUAUCUAAGUAAAUGAUGCAUGUCACACAUUUUGUAGACAAACGGAUACAAGCAUGUGCUCAGGCUUUUUCUUCCCUAGUUGAUGCAUAUUACAUGCACGCACACACAUACACUCACAGCAUAUUGCAGCUUUGUAGUAUAUAGGCAAAUGAUGCAUGCCAGGCAAACUUGUGCACAAACACAAGCACCAAAGCUUUAUAUUACCUGAUCAAAUGAUGCAUGUCGUACACACAGACGCACACACUACCUUUUGUAUUAUGUGAUCAAAUGAUGCGUGUAGCUGUGAAGCUUGUUACAUCCAUCCAGCAGUGCCCUAUAUUAUUUUGCAGCCAUCCAUACUGUGCGACAGUUCUUUUGAUGCUUUGUAAGCACAUUUCCUGCUUGUGUAUGUCAGUAACACUGCAUUGUUCUCCAAUGAAAUAUGGAUUCAACGACACCCUUUAUGUUUAGGAGAUCAUCACUUACUGUGAAAUAUUGAGGCGGGAGCCAUCCACAGAAGAUCAUUAUUCACUUCGCAUCAUUCACUUCAGUCGUUUCUAAUAAAAGCAGCGGUUUCUGAAUUCUUGUCUUACAGUUGCAGCUGUUGUCAAUUUGUCAUCCGUGCUGUGAUGUCCUCUUGGUUUGAAACGGAGAAACUUUGGACGCAAGACAAAUGCAAGGGAGGCUGAACAUUAACACACUUUUCGGUGUCGUCUCUCAUUUGUUUGUCAUCUCAGUUCAUUGAUCUAAAUGCAGUUUGGCCGGCAUAAGAAAAUGUUUUCAGGGGUACAUCAAACUAAGGUCUUCUAAUCCAAAAUAAAAUAUUUUAAGAGCUCUAAGAUUCUAUAUGAUCACACUUUAAGUCUUUGUUCUAGAGCUUGACAGUGUUUUACUGCAGGAAAAGUUACAAUUAAUAUGUAGACCGCAGGGGGAAGAAAGAAGAAAGACGUCUCUGCAUUUUCAACUGUACAAGUGGUAGCAUGUGGGAGGCCAGCAUACGCUCACUGUUUUCAUGCUGCUACACAGUAUGUCAUCCCUUUGCAGCCCAAAUUGUUGAGUCUGAUAGUGAGUAUAGGACCUUUUUUUCUAUCUGUGUAAUAAUUGAUACUCACUGUGUAUGUG
Messenger RNA from Pelmatolapia mariae (spotted tilapia), 5012 nucleotides. RefSeq names its product CDK5 regulatory subunit associated protein 1-like 1 (gene cdkal1). The transcript has 15 exons. The coding region runs from base 135 to 1829 and encodes 564 amino acids. Gene Ontology annotation, molecular function: tRNA (N(6)-L-threonylcarbamoyladenosine(37)-C(2))-methylthiotransferase activity; 4 iron, 4 sulfur cluster binding. The record is from RefSeq and is a predicted model, not a curated record. Lineage: Eukaryota; Metazoa; Chordata; Actinopteri; Cichliformes; Cichlidae. Gene Ontology annotation, biological process: tRNA methylthiolation. Gene Ontology annotation, cellular component: endoplasmic reticulum.